CGUUUGUGACCUGCGUCUUCCCUCAGCCAUCAUCAGCCUUGUGACCAGUCUUACACCUCCAAUAAUUUCCACUUUUCCCUGUCUGACAUGAUUCGGAUUCGCAAGUGCGUCGUAGAUGGCUGCAAAUCUGAUGUGGGAUCUAAAACCUCCCGGUGGCCGCAUGACCCUCGAGUUUCAGAUGUUUGGUUGGACACUCUCAAACCAUAUUGUUCCGGGUUGAUGGGCCUACCUAGAUAUCGUCUCAGGGAAAAAGUUGUGUGUUUGAAGCAUUUUGAACCCAAAAGUUUCACAAGAGGAAGGAGGCACUACAUGGCUGUACCAUCUUUAUUUACAGCUGAGGAAAUUUCAUCUGGCAAGCCAAAAUAUGAAAAUUUCCACUCCAUGCAUGCUAAAUGGGAUCACGAUUAUGCAAAGAAAAUACCUCUCAAUGCACCUCUGGAAACUACCAAAAGACAUCUGUCAGGAUCAGAACUGGAAGACAUUAUAAAAGUGUUAAAUACAGUGAACCUUGAGCAUUCAUAUGCACUGCCACCCAAUAAAAAAAAGAAGUUUAAUACUGAUGGUAACGACACUAAUGGCUCGUGUGGUUCUAACUCGCAGAGAGAGUUAGAUAAUUUUAACAUAUCCGCAGCAACAGACAUUUCAGGAACCAUUCCUGAUGAUAUUACGACCGCAGAAUGUACUGUUCGUAUUCCGGAAGUCAUAUCUCCUAGCUGUUCAAGAAGGUCCAAUGUGACAUUAGAAACCAAGACGGCAAGGAAAAGACUUAUAAAAAGUGUACAACAAUUAACCCCCAGAUGCAAGAAAAUGUACCAAAAAUGCUCGACUAUACUGAAAUCCCGUCGCCGUAUAGUUCAGUCAUACCAGGAGCGAAUAGAAAAAGCUGAAAAACUAAAUCAGAACAAAUCUUUUUCUGAGCUUGUAGAGAAACUGACUCCUCAAGCCAAGACAUUCCUUAAAAUGCAGGUCACGCUCGCCAAUAAACACAUAAAAAGACGGAGGUUCACAACUGAACAGAAACUCUUGGCUCUAUCACUCCAAAAGCAAAGUCCGAAAGGAUAUAAAUUGCUGCACAAGAUAUUUAUCUUGCCUAGCAGGCGCACUCUAAGAAAAUUUACUCAUCAUAUUUCUCUUGCACCGGGAAUAAAUGAAAACAUAUUUACACAACUAAAGGAGUCAGUUCGGAAUUGGGAUGACAAAAAAAAGUGCUGUUCCAUUGUAUUUGAUGAAGUGGCGUUGACACCUCAUUUGACAUUCUUAGAAUCUGAAGAUCGCAUUGACGGUUUUGUGAAUUUUGGUGCCGAAGUGGAAAGGAAACUAUGCGAUCAUGCCCUUGUUUUUAUGGUUCGAGGUAUAUGCACUUCAUGGAGACAGCCCAUAGCUUAUUAUUUAUGUGAAGGAACAACUCCAACUAUUAAGUUGAAAAACAUUUUAAAGGAAGUAGUAACUGCUGUCUCUCAAACGGGACUUCUUCCAAAAGCGCUAGUAUGCGACCAAGGGUCGACGUUUCAAUCCUGCAUGAACAGUAUGCGAGCAGAUACUCGCAGAUGUCAAUUGCUCCGUAAUGAUCCCCCAAAUAACAAAGUGGAGAUUGAUGGUCAUGCGCUGAACAUAAUUUUCGACCCUCCGCACCUCAUUAAAGGGAUACGGAAUAACUUUUUAAAAAAAGAUAUGAUGUUUAAAGGAAAUAUAGCUAGAUGGAGUGACAUUGUCGAAGUGUACAAAAAUGACUGCCACGUAGGAGAAAUUAGAAUGCUUCAUAAAUUAACAGAUGAACAUGUCAUCCCAGAUAAAAUAAGGAAAAUGAAAGUUAAAAACUGUACACAAGUCCUCAGCGAGCGAACCGCUGCAAUGCUCUUGUUUACAUCCAAUUAUGGCACGCAUGCAGAUGGUUCGUUGGUUAGUUCAACCAUGAAGAAUACUGCGGAAGCAGUCCUAUUUUUUGAUCGAGUAUUUGACAGCGUGAACGGGUCCCGUGGUGGCUCGGCUCCCGGCAAGAUGCGAGGACCGGUUAAAGAAAUAAAUGGAGAGUGCAAACAUCUGGACUUUUGGAAGGAGAGUAUUAGAGUUUUGCAGGAUCUAUACUAUGUAGAUACUAAUGUUGGUGAUCGAAAAAGGGUACCCAGUGUAAAAAACUGGAUAACAACAUUAGAAAGUUUUAUAAAUUUGUGGGUUGAGCUUAAAGAUAUGGGUGUAAGCUUUUUUUACACUCGUAAUUUAAAUCAGGACCCGUUAGAGAAUUUUUUUGGCCGAAUACGCGCACUUAAUUAUAGGAAUGUUAAUCCUGACCCUUAUUCGUUCAUCUGCUCCUUUAAGUCUCUGUUAGUGACUGAUGUCCUCGGCCCACAUUCUCCGAACUCUAAUUGCGAGGAGGAUAUGGGGGAGGCUAUCUUUAAUAAGGGAUUAAUGUUCGAAGUCCAUGGUGCUCCAGCUAGUUUGCCUGUUGCAGGCCCUUCCCGUGAGCCGCGAGCAUCUCCGUCGCCGUCGCUGCUGCAGCAGGCGCGCGAGGAGACGCAGAACGUCCGCUCUUCUGCCUUCACUGCCGGAUUUGUAUCACGCCAACUUAUUAAAAAGAUACCUUGCACUGAUUGUCGAAAAACAAUGUUGACUACCGAAAUUACUGAUGUACAUGACUGGGUUACACAAAGAGAGCGUAGGCUUUUAAAGGGAAGAAACUUAAAGUAUCCAAAUACUAAAUUUAUCAUUUUGUUCCGGAAAUUAGUAACUUGCAUUAAUCAAUAUUUAGAAUAUCAUAGUCACCAAAAGAGUGUAGUAAAAUAUAUUAAAGUAGAAUUUCUAAAAUCAGCAGAUGUAAGCUGGUUGGGAUGUAGUCAGCAUUGUCGAGAACUACUAGAUAUGUUUGUCAGUCUGGUGUGCCGAGUUCAAAUUCACAAUUGGUGCAAUUGUAUCAAUAAAAUUAUGAAAGGGUCAUUUUUAGGCAAAAUGUCAUCAUCAUCUAUGACCCCUAUGCAAGAAAUUGCAUUUAAAAAAUAUACUACGUUAAGAGUUAAAAAGUAGGUUGACUUUAUAAUCAUUGUUAAAUCGUAUUUUUUGUUUCAGAUCGCCUAGCAGUAUUAGUUAGUUGAUAUAUUUUAUAAGAUUUUACAUUGUUAUUAUUUUUAAUUCACUUAUUUAACAUGAAUUGUAUUUUUUUUAUAAUAAGUUAAUGAUUAAUUAGCUGUUAUUAUGUUAAUGAAUUUGAAGUUGUAAAUUAAUUUUAAGUGACUUUGUUAAUGUCUUAACUGUAUUUUUGUUUACUUACUAUUUUGAAUAACAUAUAAUAUAUUUAAGUUGUUAAUUCAUUGUAAAAGGCACUUAUUCAGUUUUUAAAGCUUUAUUUUUGUACAAGCACAAAUCAUAAGUAUUUAUUAAAUUUUGGUAAAUAUUGGCAAUCGCUGAAGAAUGUAUUUUUUAUAAUUAGGUGAUGUAUAUUUUUGUUUGUGCAUUGUAAGUGGUAAAUUAAUUUUAAGUGCUAUUAAUUUAGUUAUUUUAAAACUGUUUUAGUUUACUUAAGUUGUUAAUUCAUAAGUGACCGAUAUUUAGUUAAAUUUAAAGCUGUAUUUUUGUACUUGCUCUAUUAAUAAAUUUAAUUUAGGUAAAUUGCACUAUGGAUCUUUAAUAUACCUAUGUAAUCAUUGUUUUAUUAACUGUUUUAACCUUAUUGUACAAAAUAAUACCACAACGCUUAUUUUAUUAUUGUAUAGAAUAUUGAUAAGUUAAUUAUGUACCCUCUUGUACAAAGAAAAGUUAUAUAUUUUUGUUCCUUUUGUAACACUUAUUCAUGUAGUGAUAGUAACAUUUGUUAUAUUAUUUAUAAUAAAUUGUUGUAUAAGUUGUA
Plutella xylostella (diamondback moth) is the source of this 3838-nucleotide messenger RNA. RefSeq lists its product as uncharacterized. The record is from RefSeq and is a predicted model, not a curated record. Lineage: Eukaryota; Metazoa; Arthropoda; Insecta; Lepidoptera; Plutellidae.